Molecule: messenger RNA, 2305 nt
Organism: Galdieria sulphuraria
Lineage: Eukaryota; Rhodophyta; Bangiophyceae; Galdieriales; Galdieriaceae
Product: transducin family protein / WD-40 repeat family protein
Exons: 2
Coding region: 8-2119 (703 amino acids)
Molecular function (GO): protein binding
Source: RefSeq, a predicted model, not a curated record
AGCAGCAAUGAACGACGCCUUUGAAAGGAAGUCUGUCCCUUCCAGUCCCAGAAAAGAACCAGCAAGCUUUUUCAAAGUGCCUGGUGAAGGUAAAUACGAGAAUAAGCAGUUUUUCGACAGUUCAGUGAGACAAACUACUGCUGCAACAACUUCUGCUUCAAAGGAUCCCCCAAACCGUGAAAAUUCAAGCUCUUCGAAUACUUCAAGAUCUAGUUAUUAUCCGUAUUUACGAAAAGUGAAGCUUUCUUUGGUCACAGUACCUCGCGAAAGUUUGACGUCAACAGAAAAUCCGUUGAAGGAAACAGCAGAGGAGAGCUCGUUGAGAAGAUUAGGAAGUACAGUCAGUCGUACGUUGAGUAAAAGCACCUUUCAGGAUAUGGAGUUGAGCACAAGUCAAGUCGAGUCUGUUGUAUCUGGAAGUGAUGUCAGCGUCGCUUUUGUCAACUACGGAACCUCCUUAUUUGCUUUUAGAUUGCAAGACAAUCCGGAAAAUGCAAGUUGUGAUAAGGACGACUUCACUUUAAUGGAAAAAGGUUCGAAGGAUGUGAAAGGUGGUGGGGAUAUUUCUUCACCAACCGGUAGCGAAGGUUCAGAUUCUGGAAAGGACUCGCGAGUGGUAUCUACAAAUAGUGAUCCACAGCUGCUGAGGCUUUUUAGGUUUAAGGAUAGCAUUACCUGCCAUCAAGCAGUAUGUGACGACAACAAUUGUGUCCAAGUAGCAGUUGGUUUCUCGAAGGGAGAAAUUCUCAUUUACUUUGACGUAUUCUCAUCCAAGGCAACUUCGCUGGUCCACAAUAAGGAUGGUUUAUUUAAUAGUUCACAAGUAUCAGCUAUCUUAUGGGUCCCGGGUAGCCUCACGAGACUGGUCACUUCACACGGUGACGGUGGUCUUUUGGUAUGGGAAGCCAGAGACGGUGUAGAUGAUAAGAAUUCAUCAAACAAUAGUAGCGGCAGUUCAGCUCAAGAUGGAAACUCAAAUAUUGCAACUGAAACUAGUCUUGGCACAUUGCCCAGCUCUUCAUCUCCAACACUUCAUCGUUCAGGUACACCAAAGCAGGAACAUAAUAAGAGCCCGAAACCAGCUACUGCUUCUUCUUCUACUUCAAACUCGAAAGGUCUUCAUACUUUGACAGUUACGAGACCUUCGAGACGUAAACGACUCCAUCCUGUAUCCCAGUGGCAUUUUUGUGGUAGUCCCAUAACAGAUAUUGCAUUUUCUCCUGAUGGUUCACAGUUGGCAUUGACUUUUAAAGAUGGUUUUCUGCGAAUUUGCGACUUCUCAAGGGAACAAAUUCUGUUUUCAUUUCAGUCCUAUUUCGGAGCCCUGCUCUGUGUUUCUUGGAGUCCAGAUGGUCAGUAUGUAGCAACAGGUGGAGAGGACGAUUUAGUAUCGUUAUGGGAACCUGUUACCCGACAACUUAUCUGUAGAAUGCAAGCACACACUUCCUUUGUUUCAGCUAUAGCGUUCGAUUAUUGGCUGUGUCAUGAAGGGCAUUACAGACUGGGUUCUGCUGGUCAAGAUACAAAGCUUAUUUUAUGGGACUAUCCAGGACUAGAACCUGUUCACGUGAAAACUCAAAGAGGUUCAAGAGAUAGUUUGAAAGAGACGUCCAACGGAGACUUUUCUUUUCAAGAAGACUCAGGAUUACUUCGAGGAAGGUUUGCAGACUUGGAGAUAGAUGGACAGAAGUCCUCCCGAAAUAUUUUAAGAGCACCACUACCCCUCCGUCUUCAGCAAGGUCAGAUGGGACUCUCUCGUUCAAACUCACCUCUUUAUUCGAACCCUGGUCGUUCUCCUCGUACUAGAACUGGAAGUACUUUUUCUAAAAACUCUGUCACCAGCAAUGUCUCAGAACCGUUGGCUGUUAUUCCUGCUAGACCACGGGCUAAGAUUCCCUUCAUAGAUCCUCUUCUUGUCCAUAUUGCACAUUCAGAACCCUUGACGGAUAUGAUAUUCUUUAAGGGGGGAGUACUAACCGCUAGUUCUUCAGGACUCGUAAAAUUUUGGUCGAGACCGACACAAGCAACUUUUACAUCCAUGUCAUCGAAUGACUCAGCGUCGAGACCCUUUUUUAGAGUUUCUAUGGAGAUUCCACAAGUCGCGGUAGACACCGAGUAGGCUACAUAGCGGAUACAGCGAUUCUCUUUCAUAUAUGGAAAUAUGACCAACCUUAUGUGCAGACAUCAAGCUCACUAGAAUUUUUAAGAUAUAUUCCGGAUUUUCAACUUCACUCAACAGAUAGAGUCAAGUUGAUGAGGAUGAUGUUGUAACACAGUUUAUGAUAUUAAAUGCAUGUUAUCACCA